AUGACAUCGGCAUUAAGUUUAUACAUGGAGAACGUGAUCGAGGAGAGUGGAGGCUUUGGGAGGUUCCAGACUCUUCUCUUUCUUGUUACCAUGCCUGCCAAGUUCGGGAUGGGAUGGAGCAUGUUGAUGAUGUCCAUAGCAGGGGCCGUGCCGGAAUGGUGGUGUAUGGAUGAUGACUCGUCUGAGCCCGGAAACAGCACAGAAUCACCGGUACAGAGAUACCAGAAUGACAGCAACUUGUAUGAGUGUUCGUUUAGAGGUUCCGGAAAUUCCACAAAAGAGUGCCAGACAUUCAAGCUUAACGAUAGCCUGUACACAAUUGUCAACGAGUGGGACUUGAUAUGUGAUCGGGACGACAUCCCGUCCACGAUUACCACAAUACAGAUGUCUGGGAUACUGGUCAGUGGGCUGAUCGCUGGACAAUUCGCCGAUUACUACGGCCGCAAACCUACCUAUUUUCUGUCAAUGCUGAUUCUUCUACUGGGAAAUAUUGGAUGUGCUUUCUCUGUAGGCUGGGAAAUGUUUGCUGCUUUUCGUUUCCUGAUUGGCUUUGCUUUAGGAUGUUACAUCACUGUGUAUUAUACUUAUAUGAUAGAAUUCACUCCCACCAAGUAUCGCGCUAUUAUUGUAACGAUUCCACUCUGGCCUUUAGGCCUAUGUGUAUUGGCCUUGGUUGGUUGGUGGCUACAUGAUUGGAAGGCUCUACACAUUGCCAACGCCAUUGCCAUCGCCCCGCUGUUGUUGUUCUGGGGCCUGGUUCCGGAGAGUUUUCGAUGGCUUGUGUCACACAAUAGAUUACCAGAAGCAGAAUCAGUUAUCAAUAGGAUAGCAAGGACUAACGGCCGCCCAACACCUGACCUUUGUGGACUAGUCGAGGUCACAAGGGCAGAGGUCAAGCCGAAUCAACGACGAGUUUACAGUGUCAAGGAUCUAUUCAGUUCAUGGAUGUUGUUCAAAACCACCGUCUUGUUGGCAAUAAGCUGGUUCUGCAGCUCCUAUGUGUACUACGCCAUAUCAUUUGGCGUUCAGAAUCUCUCUGGGGACAUUUACUUUAAUUUCUUUCUCAUCCAAGUGAUAGACAUUCCGGCUAUGAUGUUAACGUAUGUCCUGGUUAACGUCGUGGGUAGAAGGCCUUUGGCCGUCGCCCUUUACGCCCUGGGAGGAUUGACAGGGCUUGCUGUAGCCGCUAUAGAAAUAUCAGAUAUCGCUGAUAAGGAAACCAUGAGGACAGUUUUCGCCUUGAUAACAAAAGUAGCUGUGGUCAUGGCUUGGUCUGGUUUACAACUAUUGACUUCAGAGUCCUACCCUACCGUUGUAAGGAACAUUGGGUACGGAUUGCAGAGUGCUGUGGCAAGAACUGGUAGCAUGUUAGCUCCUAAAAUUGUUUACCUUAAUAACGACGUGCCAGGAAUAAUGUACUUUUUAGCGGGAGGGUGCAUGUUAUUGACAGCUGUUGCUUGUGUAUUUCUAAUGGAAACGAAAGACAGAGUCCUGGUGGAUAGCCUCAAAAGUGAUACAGUGCAUAAAGAUCCAGAGAAGGAGAGACUUAUUUCAGACACAAACCCUAAAAUGGAGUAUACAGACAAUAAGACUAAUAUGAAUGUUGAUGGUGUUGAAUUUGAAAAUAAUGAUUUAACUGCCUCUAGUCAUCUCAUUAGUGUUGCAGAAAAGCAAAUGGAAGACAAUGUAUGA
This is a messenger RNA of Ylistrum balloti, 1692 nucleotides long. Its product is annotated as solute carrier family 22 member 6-like. Gene Ontology annotation, biological process: transmembrane transport. Lineage: Eukaryota; Metazoa; Mollusca; Bivalvia; Pectinida; Pectinidae. The record is from RefSeq and is a predicted model, not a curated record. The transcript has 7 exons. The coding region runs from base 1 to 1692 and encodes 563 amino acids. Gene Ontology annotation, cellular component: membrane. Gene Ontology annotation, molecular function: transmembrane transporter activity.